CCUCCAUUCUGCUUCCUUCUCCCUCUUUCUCUCUUCUGAUACCAGCAGCUGUAGAGAUGAGUAAAAGAAGGAAAUCCAGUGGAAGUGUGAGGUGUGAGCCUGCAGGUGUCAUUGCACAUUUAGAAUGUAUCAGAGAGACAGCCUCCACUCCUUCCUCAGAGGAGAUGAUCAACAAAGGAAUGAAGGGAAGGACGGGAAUACUGGAUUCUACUUCCUCCAUAUUGGAUCUUGUCAAAGAAAAGGCCGUUGAGCGUAAAGCAAUUGCAAGCAAGUCUUCUCACGGGUUUAACAUACUCUUUGACUGUUUGAAGGACGCAUCUGCAUCUAAUACAAGCAUCAUUCUUAAUAUCUUACACAUUCUUAAAUGUUUGGCUGAGCAUCGUUAUAAAGUGAGGCUGGUGAGUAAUGGAGCCGUAGAUAUAAUCCUACAAUCAUUGCAAGUUUACUCCGAGUCACCACACAUUGUAACUGACAGUGUUCUGGUACAAUAUUUAUCACUUCUCUUGCAAUUGAGUUCUAAAGAUGCUAAAUUUGCAUUCAAGGCUCGUCAGCAUAAGGUAUUGCCAACUAUUACUAGUCUUUUGAAGCGAAGUACUAAAAAGUCAAUGGCACUAUCAGUUAUCCUCCCUGUUGUGAGAAUACUAGCCAAUAACACUACUAAUUCAGAGACUCUUGGAAAGGUUGGCUGUCUAACUGUCUUUCCAACUCUACUGGGAUUGUAUGGAAAAUCAGAUUCCACUAUUCUAAAGUAUAUUGUCAAGGCUCUCAUUCCUCUAUUAAGAAUCAAGUCUAAUGCUAGGAAAAGACAUGCUAAUUGCUGUAUUCCUGAGCUCUUGCAACUAGUCGAGAGGUUUCAUCGCACCGAUGUCUCAAGACAUCACGUUCCUCUUAGGAAAUCAAUGAUACUAGCACUAUCCAUUGCUGUAUCUACUGAUUUGUGUAUGGAGUCUCUUCAUAAAGCGAAUGGCUUGAAUACCCUGUACAAUGUAGCCAGGGAACUACAUACUGAUACACGUCUUAGUUUGCUUGCUACAACCACAUGCAAUCUGAUCAGAAAGUGUCUACCAGUCAUUCCACUUCCUUUAUCAUCAUCUCUCAAUCACGUGCAGUUCUCACUGGAUCAGUUCAAAGGAACGGACACCACAUCAUCAGAUCCAGAACUAAAAAGAGAAGAAUCAUCACAAGAAGAGGAUAGAGGAACAAUCACCAAAAAAGACAUUAAGUCCUCCAGUACUGAGGACACUACUGGUCCUACCACCUCAAAGAGUAUGACUGAUGUAUGCUCUGCUGAUGAUGAUACGAUUAAGUCAAUACAGUUAGAAGCAUUGGGAUUACUAUCUGAUGUUAGAGUUACAUCAAUUCUGCUUCCUCCUCCGGCACAUUUAAAUAGAACAAUCCCACCUGAUAAACCAAUGGAUCCUGAUAAACCAAUGGAUCCUGAUAAACCAAUGGGGCCUGAUGAACCAAUGGGGCCUGAUGUAGCAUAUGGUGCAGUAGUCCUCCCUGAUUCUGGAGCUCCAAAGCCUUGUAGUGUAGGAGUAAAGUCUACAGCAAUGGAUAAAGCACAAUGUACUAAACCAGUACAGUCUGCUGCAGUCCAGCCUGAUAGGAUAACCCAGUCUAAUAGAUCGGCCCAGUCUUCUACUAAAACUCGCUCUAGUGCAGUUUCAAUACAGUCUAACCCAGGAUUGCUAGCAUCUGAUAGUUCACAGUUAGAGCUGACUCAAGCCUCAUCUGCUGAUCACUCCUCCUGCCCUCAUUUGUGGUUCAUUCACAGCGAAGCAAAUGAGAUAUCGCACAAGUUUGAUCUCCUUGCUUUCAAUCAGUUUUUCCCUGAAGUCUCAUCCAUACGGACAUUAAAACGCUCUACAUCUCUGCCCAUAGUAUCUGUUACUGCUUAUAAAGAAGAAGGCUUCCUUGAUAGUUCAUUCUCUGCUUCUUGUGUUGAGAGGAAUGGUAGAUCCUCAAUAACUCGAGGAGCCCCUCCUCUCUCUAGCCCUAGAUUGACUGCUAGUGGUCAGACUGAUUGCAAGCCGCUGCUGUUUCGUGAUUCCUCACCAAUUCUUCUCCCUCCUUCUCCUUCCAUUUCUACUUCUGGUCUGGAUCCAUUUUACAAGAAGUCACAAUCAGUUGAAAGGGAGAUAAUUCUGAUGGAUGCAGCGAGAUAUAUUGACCCAAAGUCAUUGCUGAAUAAUAGAGUGUUUGAUGUGGAGAAGAUUCUCUCACAGAAUGAAGGCCCAAUACCACCUAGUCCUACAGAUACUGCUACUACUGAAGAAGUGAUUGAGAAACCAGCCACCUUAGGAUUUCAAGCAACAGAUGAGAGCUGUAAUCUCAGAAUGGCAAUACAGGUCAGGGAGCAUGAGUAUGAUUUGAUACUUAAUGCUGAUAUUAAUACUGACAGGCAUCAUCAAUGGUUUCUUUUUCAAGUAAGUCAUAUGGAAGAGAAGGUCCCAUACAGGUUUAACAUUAUUAACUGUGAGAAAGCAAACAGUCAAUUUAACUUUGGAAUGCAGCCAGUGCUGUACUCUUCUAUCAGCAAAACCUGGCAGAGGAUUGGCACUAAGAUAUCUUACUAUCGUAACAAUUAUCACAAAAUUAACAACUUGUCCAAAGAGAAGGAGGAAGACGAUGCAACAGAGAAAGGAGGAGGAGGAGGGAGACCAAAAUCAGUUGGAGGAAGUCAGAUUAGCAAGCGUUAUUUCACAGCCACGUUCACUGUCUCUUUCCCUAACUCAAAAGACUCAUGCUACAUAGCUUAUCACUACCCUUACACUUACUCAAUGCUAAAGGCCGACUUGCUGCUUCUAGAGAGCCAGUUGCUCUCACCACACUUGUUCUAUAGAAGACAGACACUCUGUACUACACUAGGAGGUCAUUCCUGUCCUCUUCUUACUAUCACUAAUCUACCACUCAGAGAGCGAGGACAACAGAAAGAGUAUGUUGUGCUAACUGGGCGUGUCCAUCCUGGGGAGUCCAAUUCCAGCUGGAUAAUGAAAGGAAUUUUAGAGUUUCUUCUUAGCUCACAGCCGGUUGCUAAGCAGCUUCGGGACAAGUUUGUAUUCAAGAUCAUUCCAAUGCUUAAUCCCGAUGGAGUCAUUAAUGGACAUCAUCGUUGCUCAUUGUCGGGACAAGAUUUGAAUCGUCAGUGGAUCUCACCCAACCCUUCACUGCAUCCAACAAUAUAUCAGACUAAAGGAUUGAUCCAGUGGCUAGUUAGCAAUGGAACCACGCCUUAUUUGUAUUGUGACUUUCAUGGUCACUCUAGAAGAAAGAACAUUUUUCUCUUUGGUUGUAGAGACCAUCUGAAGUCUUAUGUUGAAGAAGAGUUGCCAAUAAUCCUUGAUAAGCUAGCUCCAUUCUUCAACAUACAGAACUGUAGCUAUGUGGUAGAGAGAGCCAAAGAAGCCACAGCACGUGUUGUAGUAUGGAGAAGAUUAGGAGUUAAGAGAAGCUAUACAAUGGAAAGCACCUACUGUGGGGUUGAUCAGGGACCACUACAAGGCUUUCAGAUUAACAUUCAGCAGUUAAAGGAGAUGGGUCAGUGGUUUUGCAUUGGUCUCCAUAAAUUAAAGGAAGGUGGGAUUAAUGUAUCUGAGCACAGAGCAAUCAGUGCUAAAACUAAGAAACAACAGAGUCAAGAGAAAGCAACUAUCAGGAAAAACGAAGAUGAUGAUGACGACGACGAUGAUGAUAGUGAUAGAGAUGAGCUAGAGGCUGAAAUUGGUAGUGAAGAUGAGGAAGAUGAAGACAGGAUUAUUGCCAAUGGAUUGGACCAUCACAAGACACUGCUGUAUAGCCAUCACUGAAUCAAUGACUAUAAAUAUCAUGACAUUCAUUAUUACUAUGCAUGUUAAUGAAUCUAUAAUAUAAAUCCAUUUGUAUGUAUCAUAGUUGAUAAUUUAUGGAUCAAAUGACAAAAUCUCA
Messenger RNA from Amphimedon queenslandica, 3927 nucleotides. Its product is annotated as cytosolic carboxypeptidase 1-like. Bases 57 to 3809 code for a protein of 1250 amino acids. Gene Ontology annotation, molecular function: zinc ion binding; metallocarboxypeptidase activity. The record is from RefSeq and is a predicted model, not a curated record. The transcript has 21 exons. Gene Ontology annotation, biological process: protein side chain deglutamylation; proteolysis; C-terminal protein deglutamylation. Lineage: Eukaryota; Metazoa; Porifera; Demospongiae; Haplosclerida; Niphatidae.